Molecule: messenger RNA, 1014 nt
Organism: Tinamus guttatus (white-throated tinamou)
Lineage: Eukaryota; Metazoa; Chordata; Aves; Tinamiformes; Tinamidae
Source: RefSeq, a predicted model, not a curated record
ACCAUGGCCUUGCUGAGUGUUAUAGGUUCCAGCUCCAUCAUUGCCUACGCUGUCUUCCAAAACGCCGUGCGGUCCCCUGAGGUUCGCCCUCUCUUCUACCUGAGCCUCUCGGACCUGCUCCUCGGCAUGUGCUGGCUCGCCGGGGCGCUCCUCUACAGCACGCCGGCCCCCGAGGAGGAUCUCAUCUGCUACAACCUGCAGGCCACGGGGCAAAUAUUCUACGUGGCCUCUUUUCUGUACACUGUCAACUACACUUGGCAUCUCUACGUGGACCUAAAGAUGAAAUACAACCAGAACCUUUACAGGAUGUCUCCCCCGGUUGUAGACUACACCAGUUACAUUGGCCGAGCAGCAACUAUCUUGUCCAGCUUGAUCCCUUUUCUUCUGAUGGUGCCCGUGUUUUGCCUGGGAAACAGCAGUAAUUGCUAUCAGAACUUCAGCCAGAAGCAUGGGUGCCUCCUGAUGCACACAGAAAUCGCCGUGUCCCCCAGCGAGCUCCCAGCUCUGAGCAGCUCUGUUUGCCAGGUCAUGUAUUACUACGGCAUCGGCGUCUUCCUCGUUUCCUUUCUGAUCAGCUUCGUAGCCAUUCUGGUUAUACUUGUUCAAGCCCGUGGUUUGUACAAAAGGUUUGUAAACUCCACAGGAUUCUUGGGAGAUCAACAGUGGGCAAUGAUUAAGGUGGUGGAGCAGCGAGUGGUGUUUUACCCCAUCGCGUUCUUCUGCUGCUGGGGCCCAGCUGUCCUCCUUGGAAUACUGAAGCUGAUAGCUUCAGCAAACAACAAAGUCUACAUGGCUCUCUUUAUUCUACAGGCUCUGACCGCAGCGUCCCAGGGCCUCCUGAACUGCCUCGUGUACGGCUGGACACAGCACGUCCUGCUCGCCCUCAAACGCGGCGCGUGCCGCGACGUCGACACGCAGACCCCUCUGCUGCGCUCCCAGAAGAGGUUCUACGCCAGCACCCUCCCUGCCAGCCCCCCGGACGCAGAGCUGCCCCCCACGUCCACCCUGCUGUGA